Amblyraja radiata (thorny skate) is the source of this 2503-nucleotide messenger RNA. It is a transcript of the gene kics2, whose product is annotated as KICSTOR subunit 2. Gene Ontology annotation, cellular component: KICSTOR complex. The record is from RefSeq and is a predicted model, not a curated record. Gene Ontology annotation, biological process: cellular response to amino acid starvation; cellular response to glucose starvation; protein localization to lysosome. Bases 28 to 1398 code for a protein of 456 amino acids. Lineage: Eukaryota; Metazoa; Chordata; Chondrichthyes; Rajiformes; Rajidae. The transcript is spliced from 3 exons.
UCCUCCUCCGCGGGCGGCGGCGGCGGGAUGAGUGAGGCCGGGCCGGGGCCGGUUACCGGGGAGCCGGCGGUGCCGGUGCGGCUGGAGCAGGCGGUGCUGGAAACCUUCUUCUCGCAGCUCGGCGUCUUCUCGCACGACCGGGCCAAGGACUAUGUGGAGCGGGAACGGGAAGGCAGCCGGGCGGCAGGGCCCGCCUGGGCCUCGGGCUGGGCCGCUCUCCUCGCCGCCCUCGGACACCUGGCCGCCGCCGAGAAGGCCUAUCAUGGCAUGGGCUUCCUGGGGCAGAAACUGGGUGGGCAGUCGUUCUUCAGUCGGAAAGACUCCAUACGGACCAUCUACACGUCCCUGCAGAAUGAGCUGCGUAAGUUGGUCACAGCCGGGCGGAGCACGGCGGCUGGCAACUCCUCACACCUGGACGAGCUUCUCUCCCACCUGUCGGAGCAGCUCAGUGACUUUGUCCAAGCCCGCAUGGAGAUCGCGGAGUUCUACGAGAAGAUGUACUCUCUCAGCUCGCAGAAGUCCAUCCAGUCAGUGGAGCUGGUGCACUCGCUGGAAUGUAUCCUGCAGAAGCACAGCUCAAGGUUCCAUCACCCGAUCCUGAGCCCGCUGGAGAGCAGCUUCCAGCUGGAGGCAGACGUGCUCACGCAGCUGCUGAAGGCUCAGGCGGAGAUCAGCGAAUGGAGGUUCCUGCCCUCGCUGCUCAACCUGCACGGCGCCCACUCCAAACUGCACAUCUGGGGCCAGAUGUUCGAGAAGCAGCGCGAGACCAGGAAGCACCUGUUCGGGGGCCAGACCCAGAAGGCCCUCCAGCCCCCUCACCUCUUCCAGUGGCUCACCAGGCUGAAGAACGCCCUCCUGUCCAAGUUCAGCUUCUACUUCCACGAGGCUCUGAGCCGCCAGACCGGCCCAUCCGAGAUGAAGGCCCUGACCGCCAAGACCAACCCCGACUACUGCGGCAAGAUCUCCAGCUUCAUCCGCAAGUACGACGCCCAGAACAUCUCGCUCAUCUUCGACAACCGCGGCUCGGAGACCUUCCAGGGCCACGGUUACCACCACCCACACUCGUACAGGGAGGCGCCCAAGGGUGUGGACCAGUACCCUGCCGUGGUGUCUCUGCCCAGUGACCGGCCGCUGAUCCACUGGCCCAACGUCAUCAUGAUCAUGUCGGACCGUGCCGCCGAGCUCAACACCCUGGACAAAGUGGUCCACUUCUACGACGACAAGGUCCAGUGCACCUACUUCCUCACCCGGCCCGAACCCCAGUUCACCAUCGUGGUCAUCUUCGAUUCCAGGAAGUCGGAGAAGGAUUCCCACUUUCUCUCCUUCCUCAACGAACUCUCCACCUCCCUGAAGAACAGCAAGCACUUUGCCAGCUUGAAACCCGGCUCCAAGGGCUGAUGUCAGUAGCUCUGGCGCAAGUCCACAUUGUUGGCAAGAGAUGUAAACACUGUACACCUAGCAUUACCGGUCCAGUUACCUUUUACCUAUUCCCCCCCCCUCCCCCCCUUCCAUCUGCAUUCCUUCCCCAAGCCGCACAAUUGGCAUCUAUAGACUUUAGAGAUACAGGGCGGGAACAGGCCCUGCGCCCCACCGAGUCUGCACCGCCAGCCUACGGACAAUUCUGCUCCAACCAUCAAUCUGUACACAUGUACACCAGCACUAUACUACACACUAGGGACAAUUUAUAAAUUUUACCAAAGCCAAUUAACCAACAAACCUGCAUGUCUUUGGAAUGUGGGAGGAAAUCGGAGCACCCAAAGAAAUCCCACACGGACACAGGGAGAGCAUACAAACUCCCUACAAACAGCACCUGUAGUCAGGAUCAAACCCGGGUCUCUGGCGAUGUAAGGCAGCGACUCUACCGCUGCACCACUGUGCCGCAUCCUCUCCAUGCAGAAAUUGGGACUGCAGUUUACAAGUCGGAGACAUUCGGUCUGCCGUCAGCUAGAAGUUGCACAGCCCUAGGGGUGGGGCUUCUGGUAAAGCCGCUACCUCACAGCGCCAGAAACCCAGGUUCGAUCCAGUACUUGGUUGCUGUCUGUGCAGUGUUUGCAUGUUCUUACUGUGACCUUGUGGGUUUCCUCUGGGCGCACUGGUUUCCUCCCACUUCACAAAGACGUGUGGGUUUGUAGGUUACUUGCCCCUCUGUCAAUUGCCCCUAGUGUGCAGGGCGUGGAUGUGAAAGUGGGAUAGUAUUGAACUAUUGCAUGGGCUCGGUGGCCCGAAGGCAUAGAAUUUGUGUGAUCAUCGGCGAGCUGAAGGGCCUGUUACCACGCUGUGUCUCCAAACUAAAACCUUUUUUCAAGUGUGCAUGCUAGUGUUACAAGGUUAAUACUAACUGACGUAAGGAAUCCAUUUUCUUUAGUAACUUAUAAUUGUAAAAUAAAAAUUACUUCCACUUAAUGCAAAUAAUGUUUUAAUCCUAAAUGUUAUUUGAAAAAUGUAAAGAUAUGUUUACAGACCAAUUGCAGAAAAAUUAAACUGGAAGCACCAUUCUAACAAU